Molecule: messenger RNA, 2167 nt
Organism: Artibeus jamaicensis (Jamaican fruit-eating bat)
Lineage: Eukaryota; Metazoa; Chordata; Mammalia; Chiroptera; Phyllostomidae
Gene: EPS8L3
Product: EPS8 like 3
Biological process (GO): regulation of Rho protein signal transduction; Rho protein signal transduction; positive regulation of ruffle assembly
Cellular component (GO): ruffle membrane; plasma membrane; vesicle
Molecular function (GO): actin binding
Source: RefSeq, a predicted model, not a curated record
GCGCCAGAUCGCCAGCCUGACACCAGCCCCCUCGGGGGACCAGCCGCUGAGCCUCACUGGCAGCCAGUUUGGGUUCCAGGAAGUCAUCCCAGCAGCGCCGCCAUGUCCCGGCCCAGCAGCAAGGCCAUUUACAUACACCGGAAAGAGUACUUGAACACCCUCAGCUCAGAGCCCACCCGCCUGCAGCACAGGGUAGAGCACCUGAUGACAUGUAAGCUGGGCACUCAGGGCAUCAGGGACCUCAAAGAUGCUGUGAAGAAGCUGCAGGAGGUGGAUGCUCAGGGCCGGGUGUGGAGCCAGAACUUGUUCCUGCAGGUCAGAGAUGGCCAGCUCCAGCUGCUGGAUAUCGAGACCAAGGAGGAGCUGGACUCUUACCGCCUGGACAGCAUCCAGGCCGUGGACGUGGUGCCCAGCUCCUGCUCUUAUGACAACAUCCUGGCCAUCACCGUGCGGGAGCCAGGCCCGUCAGGCCCGCCAGGCAGCAGCACUCUGUUCUUCCAGUGCCAGGAAGUGGGGGCACAGAGACUGAAGACCAGCCUGCAGAAGGCCCUGGAGGAAGAGCGGGAGAGCAGACCUCCACUGGGAGCCCUUCACCAAGGCCAGGACAGAUGGCAGGGGACUCCUCAAGAAAGGCCACUCCCCAAGGAGCAGGCACCCGCCCUGGUGCAGGGACUUCCUCCCCAACAGCCCCAUUGGAUGGCCAAAGAGCACUACACACAACCAUCCCCAAGGCCCCUGUCACGACAUUCGAGUGCCCAAGGAGAACCAAGCGCCAUCCCCCCACCUUUUCCGAAGCGGCCCCCAUCCCCCCAGGACCCAAUGAGGGACCAGGAGGUGCUGAACCACGUCCUGGAGGACAUCGAGCUGUUUAUGAAAUGGCUGAAUGAGGCCGAGGCAAACACCACUCUGAAGACGAAGAAUAAACUGGGGAAGAAAAAAGACAAGUAUAAGGGGGGGCUGACACAGGCGCAGUACAUCGAUUGCUUCCAGAAGUUCAAGUACAGCUUCAACCUCCUGGGCAAGCUGGCCACCCACCUGCAGACUCCAAGUCCCGAUCAUUUGCUGCACCUCCUCUUCAACACUCUGGACUCGGUCCUGACCAAGUGCCCCGAGCGUGGCCUCGCAGCACAAGUGACCUCGCCCCUCCUCACCCGCAAAGCCGUGGACCUGCUGCAGCUCUAUCUCAGCCCACCUGAAAGUAACCUGUGGAGGAGCCUGGGCGUGGCCUGGACCACCAGCCGGGACAACUGGACAGGCAAGGAGCCCCCACCCUACCAACCCACGUUCUAUGAUGGUUGGCAGAUUCCAGAACCUUUCAACCUGGCACCCUCGGAAUACCAGGACUCCACUUCCUUCCAGGAGGGCAGUGUUAGGUCAGGGAGCACCUCGAACUGGGCUCGAGAGGAGACACACAACCAUGGCCCUCAGUCUGGGGACCCCAGCCUUGUGCCCUUCACCCCUAGACCUGUGGAGCAAGCCCUGAGAAUGCAAGUCAUACACGAGUUUGAAGCGAGGAAACCGAAAGAGCUGACAGUGGCCCAGGGAGAGGUGGUGGAGGUUCUGGACCACAGCAAGCAGUGGUGGCUGGUGAAGAAUAAGACAGGAGAGAGCGGCUACAUCCCCAGCAAUGUCCUGGAACCCCUAGAGUCAGAGGCCCCCAGGAGCCAGAGCCAGUCGCCCCCUUGGACUCCAGCGCUUCGACUCAGCUCAAGGCCCGAGGAGGUCAGAGCCUGGCUGCAGGCAAAGAACUUCUCCACGUUCACGGUGAAGACCCUGGGGUCCCUGACGGGGUCCCAGCUGCUUCGCUUAAGGCCGGGGGAGCUACAGAUGCUGUGUCCACAGGAGGCCCCUCAGAUCCUGGCGCAGCUGGAGGCUGUCAGGAGGGUGCUAGAGAUAACCCCGUAGGUGCCAGCUCAGACGUCUCCAAGACCGAGGCCUUCUCACGGCAAGAUGGAGGACGCCCUGAGAACUCCUCUUUCAGGUCCCCAGUUCGAAGCCAGCCCCACACCCCACUCCCACAGCAAGGAGGACAGGCAAGCCCUGAGGUCGGCCAAGUGACGUCCCCUCUGGCUGUGUCCGGAGCCCUCUCCAGUUGCCAUCUAUUUAUUGUCUUUGUCCUAAGCCUGCAGCCCUCAUGGCUAGAUUCAGUAGGAUUCUGUGUAGUCCG